AUGACGCUUGCCGAUAUCUCAGAACAUUGUCACAAUAUUACAAACAGUUACCUAGCUGUCACAAACGGUUCAGAGCUUGUAGAAUCGACUCAAGAGGCUAUUCGGUUAACUCGAUAUCAUUUGCUGGAGGAAGUAUUCAGUCGGUGGGAUCCUUUUGGUAAUCAACUAUCGUUUUCAUACAAUGGUGGGAAAGAUUGCCAAGUUCUUUUAAUCCUCUACUUAUCGUGUCUUUGGGAGUUCUUCAUCACUAAAACCAGAAAUUCGCAGUAUGAUUCACAGUAUCACCAGUUUCCGCUGCAAUUCUUGCCAACCGUGUAUAUCAACCAGGCAGAAACAUUCAACACACUCGAGCAGUCGAUUGAGUCGGCUCGAGAACGAUACUUUUUGUCUAUUUACGAAUCACCCCGAAAUCAAACCAGCAUGCCAGAAGCAUUCGAAAACUAUUUGAAAGUGCAUUCCACCGCCAAAGCCAUUGUGAUAGGAAUACGAUACACAGACCCGUUUGGGGCCGAUCUGUGCUGCAUCCAGGAAACAGACAGCGGCUGGCCCCAAUUCAUGAGAGUACAGCCAUUGUUGCAUUGGACUCUGGCUAAUGUCUGGAGUAUACUGCUAUAUUCAAACGAAGAGAUAUGUGGGUUAUAUGAAAAGGGAUUUACGUCAAUAGGUGGCAUCAACUCUACAGUUCCAAACCCUGCUUUGAAGAUUAGAAAUGACGAUGCAACCAGUUGCGGAAAAAGAAACCCUUUUGAGUGGGAAAUCUCCAACGCUUAUGGGAAGGAGACGCCGUGCAACAAAGUCAAGGUAUCAAAACUCACAGACGCUGACGAAGUGUUAUUGCAAAGUACCGGACAACUUGAUUUCCAUCCUGGAUGGUUUUUAAUAAACGACUCUCUAGAAAGAGCUGGUAGGAUACGCAGAUGA
Lachancea lanzarotensis is the source of this 921-nucleotide messenger RNA. RefSeq names its product LALA0S02e09648g1_1 (gene FAD1). Gene Ontology annotation, molecular function: FMN adenylyltransferase activity. NCBI's taxonomy places the organism in Eukaryota, Fungi, Ascomycota, Saccharomycetes, Saccharomycetales, Saccharomycetaceae. Gene Ontology annotation, biological process: FAD biosynthetic process. Bases 1 to 921 code for a protein of 306 amino acids. The transcript has a single exon. The record is from RefSeq and is a predicted model, not a curated record.